UAAGAGGGAAAGUAAACCUACCGUGUGCGUGCACGCGCGUUUCAAACGGCUCGUGUGUGAAUAUAAAGACGAUCGUAGUAGAGAACAUGUUCAAACUGUUCAAAGUAGUGCAGCGCGAGCUGUCGUGGGGUCGGCAUCACUUCAACGCGACCGUAAUUGCUCGUCCCUUUCGCGACAUUAACGACGUUACAGCAACGAGAUUGAACACAAGGAGCCCUUGGACCCGAAAGUUCUCGACGCAUUUACGCGAGAUGGUGAAGGCGAAAAAGUAUGUGGUGGUGAGUCAUUUCGUGAACGAAGCGAAACCGACGGAUUUAAAACUGGUGGAAGAAGAGCUGCCGCCGUUGAAGAAUGGAGAAUAUCUCGUGGAAGCGGAAUACUUUUCUGUGGACCCAUACAUGAGACCGUACGUGCAAAGAUUCCCGCUCGGGAUCACGAUGAUCGGCGGUCAGAUCGCCAAGAUCAUACAAUCUAAGAACCCGGAUUUUCCGGUCGGCAAGAAGAUCGUCGCAAGCCUGGGUUGGAGAACUCACACGAUAGUAAAUCCGAAUGUCGUCGAUGAUACGGCGUUACAGCAGCCGUACAUUUUGCCGGACAUAGGCGAUCUGCCGGCGUCCCUUGGCCUAGGCGUGCUGGGAAUGCCGGGCAACACGGCAUAUUUCGGCUUGAUGGAAAUAUGCAAACCUAAGCCCGGCGAAACAAUCGUCAUCACCGGAGCCGCAGGUGCGGUCGGCUCGCACGUAGGCCAGAUCGCCAAGAAUCUGGGCCUGACUGUCAUCGGUAUAUGCGGCUCCGACGAGAAGUGCAAGUGGCUCACCGAGGAAUUGGGUUUCGAUUCCGCCAUCAAUUACAAAACCAUGCCGAUCGCGGCCAGCAUACGCAAAGCCGCCCCGCACGGCGUGGAUUGCUACUUCGAUAACGUUGGCGGAGAGAUUUCUAGCACAGUCAUGUACCAGAUGAGGCAAUUCGGCCGGGUAGCCGUGUGCGGCAGCAUCUCGAGCUACGACGCGGACGCCUCGUCCUUGCCCAAGUGCGGGAUCCUGCAACCCACGAUAGUGUUCAACCAAUUGAAGAUUGAGGGUUUCGUUGUUACACGCUGGAAUGAUCGUUGGAACGAGGGAAUCAUGCAGAACUUGCGUUUGAUACGCGAGGGCAAGCUCCACUACCGCGAGACCGUGACAAAAGGCUUCGAGAACAUGUUCGAUGCGUUCAUGGGCAUGUUGCGCGGCGAGAACAUCGGAAAAGCGAUCGUCCAAGCGUAGACAUCAACGUCGCGAUCGUCGUUGGUGAUCGCUAAUACUUCUUAUAUAUAUUCCCGUUCGCUCGUAAUUCCAUAACUGCAUUUGUUAAUAUUGAUCAAGCGUUUAGACAUUUAAAAGGCCAGAAUUAAUUAACAUAUAUAUAAUUAUCAAGCAUUUGUUUUCAAAAAUAAAUUAUAUCUAGUAGAAAAAUAGCCAGUUCUUUUUACUUGUCAAGCAAUUUGUAGUAUCUUUGGAUUUUACAAUAAAAGAAACCAAGACUAUAAAAAAUUAUAUAUA
This is a messenger RNA of Temnothorax curvispinosus, 1538 nucleotides long. Its product is annotated as prostaglandin reductase 1-like. The record is from RefSeq and is a predicted model, not a curated record. The coding region runs from base 87 to 1262 and encodes 391 amino acids. Gene Ontology annotation, cellular component: cytoplasm. Gene Ontology annotation, molecular function: 2-alkenal reductase [NAD(P)H] activity; 15-oxoprostaglandin 13-reductase [NAD(P)+] activity. The transcript is spliced from 4 exons. Gene Ontology annotation, biological process: prostaglandin metabolic process. Lineage: Eukaryota; Metazoa; Arthropoda; Insecta; Hymenoptera; Formicidae.